UUUGAUUUUGUAUUCAUCCAUUCUUCAUUAAAAUACUUGCAUAAACAUUUACAAUCCUGUUAUAACGUAUUGUUUGUUACGUCUCAGGAUGAACAAAAGGGCCUGGAUAAAAAAACAACGGAGGUGCAGGGUAUGUCCGUAUGUCACGAGGAUACCUGCAGCAAGCAAAUGAUUCCGGUCCAGAUUACACAUGAGUCUCGACCACGCACCACUGAGGAAUUAUUCAAGUGUAGAAAGUAUUCAAGCAUACAAUCAAGUGUUCCGAAAUACAACCGAGUUCAGGAUAGAUACAGUGUUCGAACGUGCCCUAAAAAUUUACGCGAAGAAAUCAGGAAAAGUCGUAGUAAAAAAGGAACAACCGAGGACAAAGAGAUAAAAGAUAAAAGACAUUCGAAGUCUGCGAAUAAUGUAAAAACUGAUAACCGACGAAUGACUGGCAAUGUGAAUAUCUAUAUUUGUUCAGAGGCCACGGAAAAUACUCAAGUGAGCAAAAAGGAAAAGAAGGUUCAACAAUCGAGUUCGGAAACAACAACGACGGAGCGGUCGAAAAUUUCGUCGAGUAAACUUGUGACUCGUAUCAAAAACAGACGCAGGAAACAACGCGCUAAAGAAUUAAGUUCGUUCGAGUGUGUUUCGAAGAAAGAAGAGAGCAGCGACAAUAGUACAACCUGUAGUUACGUUACCAAAUAUACGGAAUCGAAAAGCGCUACGAGAGUAAGAAACGGCAGUUAUAUCGAUGUCUGCAACAAUCUCGAUAACGAUAUUUGCGUAAAAGAAACAGAAUCUACUUUGUCCGAUUGUGAGUGUCAGCACGCAAAUAUUAGCGAUACCAUCGUCGAGAUUAAUAAAUCAGAUCUAUCGUUCGAGAGAUCAAAAUUUGUUAUAUGCGAUAAAGUAGAAAAACCCUGUUCGACAAUCUAUCCUACAAAGAGUAUGUCGAACUCUGAGAGCGAGGAAUGGUCGUCGAAAUCGAUCUGUAGCAGUAGUCGAAACGCGGAUUACGUUCCAUGUGACACUUGGUCACUGGAACCUAAUUACCGUACCACCGACACUGAGAAAUCUAGGAAGCCUAAAAGAACCCUCGACCUGUGUAAAUAUCACAUCAAAGAUCGAGAAUCGAUUACUAGAUGCGUGCGAUGCAAUUGUAAGACUACAAAACAUUUCUCAAAAGUGGAGAAAGAGCCGUGGAUAGUUUGCAAUUGUAUAACAGAAGAAGAAGAGGGAGAAGUUUCUGUUAAACCUGAUACUGAUAGGGAGGAAGAGAAAAUAACUGUUUGUCGAAAACGCUCGGGAGAUGUGAAGUUAGAACCACGCACAAAAGAUAUCGAUCAUUUAAGAGACAGUAAAGAAGAAUUAGAGGACGUCGACUCUAAGGAUGCAAAAAUAUCAGAAGGAGAAGUAGAAGAGGACACAGAUAAAGCCAUGCAUGAAGACAACCAGGAAAAAUUAUCUACAACGCCGGAAACUAAAUUACUAGUACCUUUUGCUCCUCGAAGAUUGAUCAGACCUGAAACAAGGGUACUUCAAACCCUUUUGAGACAAGUACAAUCUGUGAAACCAGUUGCACCUCCAAAACAAGACGCACAGCCUAAGUCGAAGCCUGUUUCUCCAAAUAUUUUAAGAAAAUUCCAUUUACCUAAACAUUACACGCUGUUAGGACAAUCACUUGAAAAAGAAACGUCUAUCGAAGAAACUGGUAAAGAGGUAACAGAAAACAAAAAAGUAGAAAGUAAAGAGACAUCGGAAGAUAAAAACGAUAGUAAAGACAAAGAUACUAAGAAUUUUCCAGAGAGAGUGAGAGGGUCGUUUCUUUACAAAGGCUUGAAGAAGAUGAUAGGAAAAACUGAACAAUCCGUAACAAGAGCCGAGAAAUCGGGAGAAGGGGAAGACGAUGGGAUUAUUGAACCGAUAUCGGAUAAUACUAAUAUCGAUAUUCCUGAAAUAGAAGCCGACAAAUCUGAGUCCGUGGUAAAAUCUAACGAAAUAAAAGGAACAAAUAAAGAAAAAGAAAAAAAAUCGAAACUCUUUUCAUAUGUACCGAUGAUGAUUAAGAAAGAUAAAUCCGAGAAAAAUGUAGUUACUUCAGAAAAUUCAUCUAAAAAUGAAAGAAAAGAGAAUAAGAGUAGCAAUAAGACUGAUCCUGCUAAUCUUACGGAUCCCAUUGAUACAGCAGCUUCGAAUCCUACUGACGAUCUUACAGAAUCAACGAAAGAAGAAACGAAAACAAUUAAUACUAUUAAUAAAGAUGGAGUAAUUCCUGAUGCUAUUAAAGAGAAGCAAGAUAAAUCCAAGUUAGCUGUUGGUAAAAUUGCCUUACCUGAUCAGGAUCAACAUACCGAUGAUGUAUUGUCGGAAAAAGAAAAUGAAGAACCUCCGAAAACGCAUGAUCCUCAAGAGACAAAUAAAAAACGGGAACUUCACGAAUCAUUAAGAAAAUCACAAGUUAGGAAAGCAUCUAAUGUUGAAGAAGAAAGGUUGUCUGUGACUCGAAAACCACAAGUUAGGAAAGGAUCUGGUGUUGAAGAAAAAAAGUUGUCCGUGUCUCGAGAGCCUGCGAUACAAGAACAAAAACCAACUAAAAAUAUGUACUCCGAGGAAGAACCUGUUACGGCGUGCACGGAACCCUAUAAAUUACAGUCUCGUACAUACAUUAGUUCCAAGCCUAGUUCCAAGCCUUAUACGAUAUGUACUAAUUCUAAGUACGUGAAGCAGCCAACUAUUAACGAGAGCACUACUGUUCAAGAGAACACAUGUAAUUGUUGUUGUCCACCAACAACUCUUCGAAAUGUCACCGAGCCCAUAAGUCACCCGAAAAGCUGCUUGAAGAAGGAAAGGCAAUGUUGUCACUCUGAAUCUCAAGAGACCACUAGUUCGACUCCUUAUCACGACAAGAAAAACUGGGAAGGAUGUGGAUGCAGGAGAAUAAUAUCUUGCAACGGUUGUUGCAGACCGCGAAACGAAUGCAGUUGCAGACGGACAGUGAUCUGUACAGUAUGUUACAAACCAAAAAAUAAAUGCCACUGCAAAUCGAUGUACGAAACGAAGUCGAAUCAGAAAACUGACGGGUACAUGAAGUCAAUGUUUUGUCUUUAUUGUGACAAUCCUCGCGAUAAAUGCACGUGCAGAGCUCCGAUACGAAAGUGUUCCUGCUGCGAUUUGUCCGGGGACCUAUGCCUGUGCAAGGAUCAAAAGUCAAACUGCGAUGGAAGACCGGUACUGACGGAGCCUGAGAACAGCCGCACCAUGUAUGUCACUGCCUGGAAGCCCCGAGAGGAAGUGCGCCGUUACUUUUCCAGAAACUUGGCCGAUCUUCGCACUGAUUCUAUCAAUGAAUGCUGUUGCUGCGAGAAGCUUAAGCCACACAACUCCGAUGACCUUCCUUAUCAACGAUUAAGCGUCUUUUCUGACGUAAUGGACGAAUUGCAACAAAAGAUGAGCGAGUCUAUUUGUUGCGCGCGAUGUAAAAAGAUUCCGUGUUGUUGUAACGUUGUUGCUGAGAGAGAUGAGGGAAGGGAGGAUAGAAAAAUAAAAUAUUGCAUCAGCCCCAAAACGCGGCGAAAAAUUAUAGCAGUAUGCAUGGAAAAAUCAAGGAACAAUUGCAAGUGCGAAUCCAAUCAAACAAAAAGUGAUAAACAGAAGAAAAUAAUAGUAGCCCUCUGUUGUGCCUGUCAAGCGACACCUUGCCGGUGCAAGAAAUCGAAGUCGAAUCAAAAGAGACCAAAAGCAAAAUGUUACUACUGCAAAAACUCGCCGUGCAUCUGCAUCGCGGCCAGGGAGCGCAACAAACCGAGGCCAUGCAGGUGCACUGAUUCACCUUGUCGAGCGAAAGAGAAGGAAAGCCUACCGUGCGGAAAAACAUUUAUAAAACCAAAGAGCAACGACGAAAAGACAAUUUGUGUGCGUUAAUAUGACACUUGUUGUUGUUUGACUUAGAGCGCAAUUGUUUUUAAAACGAGAAUCAAAGCGUUUUGUCUUUUGGAGUUAUCCAAAAAUACACCCUCAUAACACAAUUCAUCGUCAGUAAUUGAAAAUUGUUAUUAAUGAUAAAAUGUAUAUGUCGUUCAAUAUAGACUAUGAUUACAAGU
Molecule: messenger RNA, 4085 nt
Organism: Ceratina calcarata
Lineage: Eukaryota; Metazoa; Arthropoda; Insecta; Hymenoptera; Apidae
Exons: 5
Coding region: 133-3906 (1257 amino acids)
Source: RefSeq, a predicted model, not a curated record